Messenger RNA from Chara braunii, 1499 nucleotides. Lineage: Eukaryota; Viridiplantae; Streptophyta; Charophyceae; Charales; Characeae. The record is from the annotation of a GenBank genome assembly.
GGGCGGCACCUCCACUACACCUUACACGAAGGAGGAGGAGGAGAAGAUGGCCGCCAUCCUGUAGGAGAGAAAGGAGAAGAAGGAAGCCAAGAAGAAGGCCCUGCAGGAGGAGCAGGCAACAAAGUUGAAAAAGAUAGGGGAGGAGAUGGCCAGAGAAAAAGAGAGGUUGAAGAAGGAAGAAGAGGAGAAGUUGAAGGAGGUGGAAGAGGAAGAAGAAGAUGAACCGCCGUUGCAAAGGAGGAGAGGGCAGCACAGUGGCAGCAAAGAUGAGGAGAUGGAGAAACGGAUUUCAGAGUGGGUCGCUAACUUAUCCCUGGGCGAAGAGGAAGAUGUAACUAUGUACAUCCCCAAGGAUGAGCAGGAAGCCGCUAUGAGAAAAUGGGAAGCAGAAGCAGAUGUCCUGAAGCGGCAGGCGAUGGAAGAUGAAACGAGGAUGGAGUGGAAACUCGCCAUGAUGAGGGAGAAGAAGAAAAGAGUGGACGUGGCGAGUGAAGCGUUUAAGGAUCUGGAGGAGGUGCAAAAACUGACUCUACGAUUGACCCCCCAGGUAGACCUCCAACAAAAGGUAGAGAUCAUUGCCCAGAGUGUUGAACGUUUAGCCAGAGUGCAAGAACGACAAUAUAAGUUUAGUCGAAGUCAGGAUAUAGUUGUGCGUUCGAUGCGAAUGGGAUCUCGGGACUUUGCCCGCGAGCUGGUAGGUGUUGUAGGAGCCGAGGUGAAUCACCGCCUCGAGAAGACUGAGUGCUUUUGCGUGGGCGCCAUCGAGGGCGUCAAGGUGGCAGCUCCCAAGGAGGAAGAAGCGCGUCCUCGUAGGGAGCCGGUCAAAGUCAAAUUCCCUGAUUCCUACAAUGGAAAAAGGGAUGAGAACUUUGACAACUGGGAGGCCAACGUCAAGACCUAUGUGCAUCUGCAACAGGUCUCCCCAGAUCAGCACGUGUUGAUUGCGAUUCAUGCGCUUAGAGACGAGGUCGCCAGUUUCGCAAGGUCCCUAGUCCGCGCGGCCAAUUGUAACAACGAUGCGGUGGCCUAUUCAUCGUUCACUCCCCUCGUUGACCUCAUGAAAUUGCUGCGCGAGCGAUUCGCUGAUGUCGCUCGCAGUGUCAAGGCCUCAGAUAAGCUCCAAACCAUCCAUGCUCGUAAAUGGAAGAGUGCCAGGGCACUCAAGGGCACGAUGGAUGAGUUAGUGGCUGUCCCUGACCAUGGAGUCACGGAGGCCCAAUUGGUCGGCCUCUUCUAUCGGGCUAUGCCCGAAGCCUUUCGAGGGCAGUUCUUCGCGAAGAGACCCUGCCACCACUUAUGAUUCUCUUAGCCGUGAAGUGGUGGCUUUCGAAGCGAAGUCGGUGUCGCUCUCUACCUUCUGGCACAAAGACCUCGACAAAGGAAAGCAAUGGAAGGGUCGCACGAUCUCAGGGCAAGUUAAGACUAAGGAUAGUCUUGUCCUGACUUUAGACGAAGGUAGUGCCGACGAGAUCCCCUAUGAACAAAUUGAAUGGGGGGUU